Daphnia pulicaria is the source of this 3126-nucleotide messenger RNA. RefSeq names its product calcium-activated chloride channel regulator 1-like. The transcript has 13 exons. Lineage: Eukaryota; Metazoa; Arthropoda; Branchiopoda; Diplostraca; Daphniidae. Bases 76 to 2922 code for a protein of 948 amino acids. The record is from RefSeq and is a predicted model, not a curated record. Gene Ontology annotation, molecular function: protein binding.
AGGUUGCGUGUAUAUAAACUGGUCCGAAAAUUUCACUUUUCAGUUCCACUUUAUAGUUCCAAAAGCGACGACACCAUGGCGGUCUGUCAUCAUCGUCUUCUCUUGUUGCUGCUCUUUAGCUGCCUGUCUCUUCGCGCCAUCGGCAGCCGAGUCAACAUAACCAACAACGGCUAUCGGGAUAUUGUCAUAGCAAUUUCACCUGAUGUUCCCUCAGAUCAAGCUGAUGAUUUAUUGGAUAACAUCAAGUUGUUAAUCACUGAAGCUUCAGCUGAUUUGUACGAAGCAACUCGGAAUCGAUCCUACAUUGAAUCAGUGAAUAUUCUGAUCCCUCAGACGUGGGAAAACGUCAUAGCCAACGCCAGUACAUGGGAAAAUUUGCAAAAUGCGGACAUUCAAAUCGACCUUCCGAACUGGAAAUAUGGAGAAAGACCAUACACCGUGCAAUUGGGCGGAUGUGGCGAUCCUGGCGAAUACAUUCACUUGACGCCCAAUUAUGUCAAGAAUUUCGAUUCGGAAUUCAACUUGUUUCAGUUUGGGCCAGCAGGCAAGGUUAUCGUGAGAGAAUGGGCUCGACUGCGUUACGGAGUGUUUGAGGAGCACGGCUACACGGGCGAUGAGUCAGCCUUCCCAAUGUUCUACCGGUCAGCAUCUGCCGGGCAACAAACGGCCGAUUUGGUGCCUAAUGUUUGCUCUGAUGAGCCCGUUGACUUUACUUUUGAUUACGGCUGUCAUGUCGAUCCGCAAACGGGCCUCUACGACUCAAAUUGCACCUACAGUUUCACAGACCAGUUCAGACCAGGAUCGUCCAUCAUGUCUGAUUACAGGAUGCUCAAAUCGGCCAUGCAUUUUUGUGACGAUGAGGAAUCCAGUCUUCACAAACACAAUCGAGAAGCACCCAAUCAGCAUAACGCAGUUUGCGACACGCAAAGUGUCUGGUCGGUGAUUACACGUCACAUCGAUUUUGUCGAAAACAACAAUUUGCCAGCCACCAUCGCUGAUUUGAAGCCAACAUUUAAUGUCGUCCGAGUUUUGAACGGAGCUCGUUACGUUCUCGUUACUGACGUGUCGGGCAGCAUGGUCGAUUAUAAUCGUAUUGGAAGGUUGUACGAUUCGGCUCGACGUUGGAUUCAGUAUGACAUUCCCGAAGGAACUUCGUUAGGGAUCGUCAAGUUCCAUUCGUAUGCGACGGUGCUAAGUAACAUGACUGUCGUAAACGAUGAAACGCGGCAACAACUGAUGGACAAAGUUCCCAACAAAACAGAGGAUAAUACGUGUAUCGGCUGCGGACUCCAAAUGGCGAUUGACAUUUUGCACCCUGGUGGUAAUGGAGGCGUCAUCGUGUUGGUGACUGACGGCCUGGAGAAUGAAUAUCCGUUCAUAAGAGAUGUAACUCCCGAACUGAUUGACGCAAAAAUCCAAGUUGUUUCUAUUGCUUUUGGACGCGACGCUGAAAAUGAAAUCGAAAAUUUGGCGACCAAAACCAACGGGAAAAGUUAUUUUAUCAACGACAACGGCAACAACGACGAACUAAACGACGCAUUUACAGGAUCAUUAACUUAUCUACCGGCAGUUCCAUCGGAGAACUUGACUGUCUUGUUGUUCCAGAAAAAAUACCAAAAAGGCAAUCAAUUCGAAGAUUCCGUCAUUGUCGACUUUACCGUCGGCCGAAAUCUCACCUUCCGCACGGAAUAUACAAACAGAAAUUACUUGCAGAACUUCACUGUCAAGUCACCAAGUGGCCAGGUGUACAACACGCUCAUUUUUGACAAUGCUGCCAAGCUGGCUUACAUCGUGAUUCCUGGCAUUGCCGAAGAAGGUCCGUGGACUUUCUUCUUGACCGUCGGUUCCAGUACGACAGACUACGUCAAUGUUAUCGUCACGUCAAAAUCGAGAUCCAGCUCAACGGUCCCAAUCACCGUGGAAUGUUCGGUCCCUAGUGGAACAGUCGUCGUGGAUGCUGCCAUCGCACCUGUCCGGCUAGUGGCUGUCGUCCAACAAGGACGAAAUCGCGUCAUCGGUGCCAACGUUCAGGCCUACGUGGAGAGACCUGACACUGCUAUUCAAGUGAUUGAUUUGGUGGAUACUGGGGUUGGAGCCGACACAUCCAAGAGCGACGGAAUUUAUUCCCGCUACUACAUAGAUCUUUCGAACGCAGGGCGUUACACUUUGGUGUGUGUCGUCAAUAGCACGGAGUCGUCCUACAUCGACGAUGGCAUGGGUCAGUUACAACGUACUACAAUGGGAGAUUUCGAUCGAGUUCAAUCCGGUGGCACGUUCAGGGUGGAAAAGCCUUUAACGCCAUCCUAUUCUUAUCCACCAAGUCGUGUGACGGAUUUAAAAGUCGUUGCUACGGAGGUCGACAGUACGUCGCUGACAAUCGAGUGGACGGCACCUGGACAAGAACUCGAUAACGGAACCGCAACUGAGUAUCAGAUAAAAUAUUCUGAUGUAUUCGACAACCUGUUGGACAACAAUUUCAAUUCCGACUUGCCGGUGCAAUUCGGACAGGGGGACGUCCUCGACGGCAGUCUGCAACCUCUCGAGUCGGGUAGCAAACAGCGCGUGUCUCUUGCUCUUCCAAAGAAGUCUGAGAACGUGACGUACUUCAUCGCUCUGAGAGCCAUCAACAAUAGGAACGUGGCGAGCAACACUUCCAACGUCGUAUCCGUCAAAAUAGUUUUUGUUCAACAGCCGGAAACACAACCACCAACAACGAGACCAACCGUAACCCCAAUCAUGUCCUCUACGACAAAAUCGAAUUCAUCAACAUCCACUUGGUCUCCUCAGACAACAACCAUAGCUGGAAGCAACAGCGGACUAACGAGUUCCAAUGACCUGCUUAUCUUACUUAUGACCUGCUUAUCUGUUCUUUCGAUAUCGAAAGUCCAUUCGGUCGUAUCGAGUUGGAUCAAUCGUGACUGAGCUAUUGAAUUUGCCAACGAAAUAUUAACGAAUUUUAUAAUUUAGUGGCUUAUGAGAAAAUGGAUAUUAUUAGAGAAACAAAUCAUUUUUCAAUAGCGCUUGAUGCCUUAUUAUUAGUCUUCCGAAUACAAUCCAUGCCAAAAAAUGUCUCGCACCUGUUUAGCUAAGUUAAGCAGAGCAAUAAAUUCAAACGAAACAUUAAUA